AUGCAUCUUAAGCACAUCGUUGCCGCCCUGGUGGCCUUCAGCUCUUUGGCAGCUGCCGCACCCGCACAAGACUCGAAAGCCGUGGUCAGGAGAGAUGAUCCGAAGCAGAACAAGGACCAAGGUCAGGCCAAGAACAACAACGACAACAACAGCAAGAACAAUGACAAGAACAAUAAUAACAAGAACAAUAACAACAAUAACAACCGCAAUGAGAACAUCAACAUUAUUCAGAACAUCAUCAGGCCCAACAUCAUCGUCGUCCAGGAGAACCUUGCUGCGAUCGAUCAGCUUCAGCGGCAGAAUGAGGUAGCGCUCGCGGCGUUGGUGCAGUCGCAGCUCGCGCUGGUGACGCAGCUGCAGACCGUCAAGGACAACAUCCGGGUCAAUCACUUCAAAGCGUUGUUUCCUCAGGCGAACACCGUCAUCGUCACCGUCACCAAUCUAGUGGACAGCAGGAAACAGGGACAGAAGAACCAGCGGUACCUCGUCAAUCAGCUGCUCGCCGACAACGGCGUCCCGGGUCACCAGACUCUCGUCAUGGUCACAGACCCGACGCCCAUGCAGAUCUCAACGGAGCAGGCGGCCUCCUCGCAAGCAAAUGCCUUUGGCGCCGCCAAUGUUCAGGUGGAAGAUGCCCCGGCCGUUGGAUCCAUCAACUCCAGCAAUCAGGCCGUCGGCGGUGACCCCAACGCGGCGCUCAACGACAAGUCGAUCAACCUGGCCGCCUUCGACCAGUCGGCGCCCUUCGGCCAGAUUGGGCAGUCUCUCAUCCUGCCCGCCGGCACGCUGGCCCCGCAGCUGGCCUCGGUCCCCGACCCGGCCUCCAUCAUCCUCCCCGGGCAGCAGGGGCUCUUCGUGCAGAACGCCGCGACGUUCCUCUCCGACUGCGCGACGUCGGUGGCGGGCGGGAACCAGGUCCUGGCCGGAGUCGCGGCGCAGGUCUUCUCGUCAUUUCAGCAGAUCGCCGCUGCGCAGCUCGCGGGGCUUUCGGGCCUAGGCAUCUACCCCGCAAACCAAGGGCAGAAAACACCGCAGGCGGCGCCGGCUCCCGCGCAGGCACAGCCUGCGGCCGCUCAGCCUCCCGCGCAAGCCGUGACGCAGCCUCAGGCGAGCGCUCCGGCUGCAGCACCGACCUCGACAUCGGCCGCGGCCGCGGCACCGCAAGCAGCCAGCGGGUCUGGUGUGAUCAUCGUAGGAUCGACCCCGGGAGGGGCGAGUGCUGCCCAACCCCAGGCCGCCCCGGCUGCGGCGCCAGCUGCGGCGUCCCAGCCGGCGUAA
Molecule: messenger RNA, 1278 nt
Organism: Colletotrichum graminicola M1.001
Lineage: Eukaryota; Fungi; Ascomycota; Sordariomycetes; Glomerellales; Glomerellaceae
Exons: 3
Coding region: 1-1278 (425 amino acids)
Source: RefSeq, a predicted model, not a curated record